Messenger RNA from Frieseomelitta varia, 3413 nucleotides. RefSeq lists its product as uncharacterized. Gene Ontology annotation, biological process: peptide hormone processing. Gene Ontology annotation, cellular component: Golgi membrane; trans-Golgi network. The annotation marks the transcript as partial. Gene Ontology annotation, molecular function: serine-type endopeptidase activity. Lineage: Eukaryota; Metazoa; Arthropoda; Insecta; Hymenoptera; Apidae. The record is from RefSeq and is a predicted model, not a curated record. The transcript has 7 exons.
CGUCGCUUUGAUCGUCAGGGUCGCAACGGUAAAGGGUCGAUUUUCGUCUGGGCGUCAGGGAACGGUGGCAGGGAUCACGACAAUUGCAACUGCGACGGUUACACGAACAGUAUCUGGACGUUGUCCAUCAGCAGCGCGACGGAGAACGGCCAGGUGCCUUGGUACAGCGAGGCCUGUUCCUCCACACUCGCCACCACCUACAGUUCCGGCUCGUCGGGUGAGAAGCAAGUGGUGACCACUGAUCUGCAUCACCUCUGCACGAGCAGUCACACCGGCACGUCGGCAUCGGCGCCGUUGGCCGCUGGCAUCUGCGCCCUUGCCCUCGAGGCGAACAAAGAGUUGACUUGGAGGGACAUGCAGCACAUCGUCGUCAGGACAGCGAAGCCUGCCAACCUCAAGGCCAUGGAUUGGGUAACGAACGGCGUUGGAAGAAACGUGAGUCACAGUUUCGGCUACGGGCUGAUGGACGCCGCAGCUAUGGUACGGCUGGCCAGAAGAUGGCGGACGGUGCCUGAACAGCACAAAUGCGAGGUCUCAGCGCCACACAUGGGCAGGCCGAUACCGCCAAAGAGCCAGCUGACUCUGGAAUUGCACGUCAAGGAGUGUAGCGGCGUUAAUUUUCUCGAGCACGUGCAGGCAAAGGUUUCGCUGAUGGCCUCGAGACGGGGAGAUCUUCAGAUACAGCUAACAUCUCCGCAAGGCACAAAGAGCACCCUCCUCGCGAAAAGGCCUCACGACAUCUCGAAGGCUGGUUUCAAUCAAUGGCCAUUUAUGUCUGUUCACACUUGGGGAGAAAGGCCACACGGCACGUGGAAACUUGAAAUCCACAAUGAGGGUCGAUACCAAGGUCGUGCGACGCUUCACGAGUGGGCGUUGAUCUUCUACGGGACGUCGACGCUGCCCGAUCGCACGGAGUACGCGUUGUACAAUCCAGCCGGGAUGAACAUACCGAGGCGGCCGUUCGUGAAGCCACGGGAAACCGUGUUCUCGAAGGCGCAGAACUUCCUGACCAGCUCGAAGAUCAAGCAGACGCAACACAAGCCGGAGAAACCCGGCAGCCUGAGCCCGCCGUACGUGGUCAACGCUCAGAUACAGUCGCAGAGGAAGAGCAAAGCGCGCGGUCAGCACAAAAACGGCAAAUCAGCCAAUAAACCAACGCCGAAACCCACUGUGCAAACGUUGAGGGGCUUGACCGUGGCGAGGGGGCCGUCGAACCUAGCCGGUGAAGUUCGCCUAAUCACGUCGAGACCCAGAGGAAGGAGCACGCCCAGCCCUAUCACCACCACAGUGACGAUCACACAGACCAGUCCGCCUACCACCACCAAACUUUCAAUCACCAAAGUCACCAACAGGCAGAGAGUCGCCGACACAGCGACUGCCUCGCCCCUUCAGAGAGGUCUGAUACUCUUGGAGCCACCGGCGAAACCUGCCAUCAACAACGUGCCGGCCAUCUUCCAGCAGUAUCCUAAAAUCCAACAGCUCUAUCCGCUCUAUCCCGUCUACGCUGGGGUUAGAGGUGCCGGCCAGCAGCACGCGACCAGAGCCAAGGGCCUGGAAUUGCUCCAGGACGAGCAGUUCGAUUCCAAGAACCUGGACAAGGAUACCCUCGAGGAGUUCAAGCUAGUGUUCUACGGGACGGAGACGUCGCUGGAGCUGGACGACGACGAUCUGGACAAGGACAAGCCGCUGCCGCCUGUGAACCAGCAGGACGCGAGCGUGGAUAACACGGCGAUCGGCGCGAGACACAACGUCGUGGAGGGCGACCCGUGGACGGGUAGCCAGCAGGUAGAGUGUGUGUCUCAUCAGGAAGUGCAAAAACCGACAACCGAGAACCAGACAAGCGGUUGCAGUAGCAUCGAUCCUGGAAGUGGCGGGUGCCUAGAGUGUAAGCUGGACUGGUACUACCACGACGGAGUCUGCGUGUACAAGUGUCCGAGCGGAACAUACGGCGUUUCCGACGAGUCAAAGGCAGUCUGCUCCGACUGCCAUUACUCCUGCCUAACAUGCUCGGGACCUUCGAACACCGAGUGCGUCAGUUGUCACGGGGAUGCCGAACUUUCCACGAAUCUCGGUGAGCCUGUGUGCGUGCUGCGCGAGCUCUCCUGGACGAUGCGCUCGACCCUGUGGUUCUACCAGAUGACCGUUUUGUUCUCGAUCAACGUCGUCGUAUUCGGCUUGAUAAUUCUGUACAUGGUGGCCAAGUGGUAUCUGCGAAGGAGGAGCGCCUCGGAGGUCUACGGUUACAGCAAAGUCUCGUACACGAACGACGUGAACGCGUGCAAGGAUGGCUCGCAGGAGGACGCUUGCCUGUCCGACAGUGAAUGAAGAAAAAUCCAUCAUCUAUCCUCUGUUAAGAAGGGGAGGUGACAAAAGAUGGAUACACUUUUGCGAAUAACGAGAGGAGACGAUUAUAUAAUAGAGUAAAUGUGAUUUUUCGACGGCCUGUUAACAGUAUUUUAAGCUGAGGGACUUCACAUUAUUUAGGAGGAUCCCGAUACUUCUAUCUGACACGUUCCAAUUGAGCGGCGAGUUGAUCUCGUCGCGGAUCCGAAAUUGGAGUGAUGCGUUUGUCAACGAGAAGAUGUAUCGUACCGAGUAUCAGAGGAGGAGAAAGAAAAAAAGGAAGAACCUCGUCGGAAAGUAAAUUAGGAUAGAAUUAAUAUUUAAACGAAUCGAAUCAUUCCAGACACACGCCAGUGUGUGUGUGUGUGUGUGUGUGUGUGUGUGUGUAUGUGUGUGCGAGCCUGCCUGUGUGUGUGUGUGUGUGUGUAAGUCAAGAAUUUUUCCAAAUUUAAAUGGCCUGGAAUUCAAGUUUGAUACCCGAGUCGCUCGAAAUCUUGAUCGAGUCAUGAUUAAUCGCGACGAAGAUAAUGCAAAUACGCUUACUGAGUCUGGAUUCUCAGCUAAUCAACGGGGUUCAUAAUAAUUGAACGCGCAAUUUUCAAUCAUCGUUGUGGGAAUGAAUUAAAUUACACACCGUCGAGUGUAUCUUGGCGCUCUUCGAUAAUGAAAAUUAAAAUUGCAUUAUAUUGCUAACCGAGAAACACAAUUUGCUGGCCCGAGUUCCUAACUAUAUAGAGCGCAUUGUAAUUUAUACACCAGUGAAAUUACCGUGUGAUACUACUUGAUACGCGAAUGGAGACAUAACGAAGUGUAAUAAUAACAUUUCCUGACGACCAAAGACUUUAAACGACGUUAUUAUCAAGUUAGAGCGAUUUCUCUGAUGUAUAUAUAAAUCAAAGGAAUAUUAAGAACAGUAAGAUUAAUUAAUUAAAGAUCGUAACGUAAGUUCACCAUAAAUUUGAGAUGGAGACCACCAUCGUUCCAUAGAAAUGAAAAGAUUAUACAUUGAAACAAAAAGGAUUUACCUUUUAAUGUACAGACACAAAUAAAACAUUCAACAGCAAUUUCCA